UGAUCAGAGCGCGUUCACGUUGAUCAGAGCGCGUCCCCGGUAAUCAGAGCGCGUUCACGUUGAUCAGAGCGCGUCCCCGGUGAUCAGAGCGCGUGUGGAUUUGCGAUGAGAAGCUGAGCAGACGCGUGUGUGGGAUUUACAGCCGUGUUUACAGCAAACACACGGAGAAAGCAGCUCAUGUCUGUCACGGAUGUUUACUCUGAGCAGGAUUCACCGGACGCGCGAGGAAUGAAGGAAUAACGGACUUGUGCACGGAUUUAAUCCACUGAGCUGCUCGAUGGAUUCUUAUUUUGUUUAUUAUUUCUAACUUUCUUCCUGUAUGAUGAUCCAGUGCUGAAAUCCACACACCCGACAAUUAAGUAUAAUUAUAUAUUUAAUUUAUAAUGAAAUCCACACACCCGACAAUUAUAUCUUUACUCUUGGAGUCGCUAAUUUAUUAAUUUUUUAAAAUUAUUAUUAUUAUUAUUUAUAAAUUCAACUCUUAUCAUUCUGUCUUUUGUCCUUUACGCUCGCGCCUUUACAAUGAUUAAAGUUUGUUAUUCAGAUAUUCAAGCAAACAAAACAAAACACACAUUUAUCUUUAGAUAGAUUAUAUCUAUAGAUAUAAUAUAAACAAUAUUAUAGAGGAGUGAUUUCUGGAAUGUGACGUGAUCUAUGCGCGUGCCUUGUGGAAACCGCUCGAGACUUUCUAUUUUUACAGAAUAUUACACAACACCUGCUAGAAAGGUUUUCUUCAUCUGAUGACACUUCAAAAAAAAGUGUUUUAAUUUGUUUUAGUGAGUCAUUCAUACUGUAAGGUAAUAAUAAUAAUAAUAAUAAUAAUAAUAAUAAUAAUAAUAAUAAUAAUAAUAAAGCUCGUCUUGUGGACCGAAGUUAAAUUUGGUGUCGUGGUUGUUGAACUUCUCAGGACCUUGCAGAUAUAAAAAUAAAUAAAUAAUUAAAUCUCUGGAGGCUGUGUGUUGGACUGAGAGCUGAUCUGCUGAUUCGGGCUUGAAGAUCUGAUCAUGAUGCUCGGACUCCCUGUCACAGUGCUGCUGAUCAGCUUUAGCUUUAGCUUUAGCACUCAGGAACCUGCACAGAAGGAGACUCAAACCAUAACAGAUGUGUGUCAGCAGGUGAGUCCUCCGUGUGUGACGGAGGAGGAUCGUUACAGCCUUGAGGCGCUGCGUCACAUCCACCAGGAGAUGGACGACGAUCAGGACGGAGGGAUCGAGGUGGAGGAGAGUGUGGAGUUCAUUAUUGAGGACAUGCAGCAGCAGCAGCAGACGAAUAAACACAGUAAACUGCACAGAGAGGACCAGCAUAUUACCGUAGAGGAGCUCUGGAGAGGCUGGAAGUCCUCAGAAGUUCAUAACUGGACACAGAAGGAUGUGCUGUGCUGGCUGCAAGAGUUUGUGGAGUUGCCGCAAUACGAGAAGAGCUUUAAAGAGUUAGGCGUCAAUGGGAACACACUGCCUAGGAUUGCGUCCAAUGAGCCAUCGUUCAUGAGCACCUACCUGAAGAUCCAGGACCAGCAGCACAAACACAAGCUGAAGCUCAAGGCACUCGAUGUUGUGCUGUUUGGACCACCUACACGACCACCACACAACUGGCUGAAGGACCUGCUGCUCUUCGUGUCAGUAGUGAUGGGUUUGGGUGGCUGCUGGUUCGCUCAGGUGCAGAACAAAGCAUCGAAGGAGCACAUUUCCAAAAUGAUGAAGGAUCUGGAGAGCCUACAGAGAGCUGAGAAGAGUCUCCGAGACCUGCAGGAGCAGCUGGAGAGGGCCCAGGAGGAGAAGCGUACGGUAGCAGUGGAGAAGCAGUUUUUAGAAGAAAAGAUGAGGGAUGAGAUCCAGGGAGCUCAAGAGGAAGCCAACCGGCUCCAUGUGCUUCGCAAGGGUGCCGUCAGUGAACUAAGCCGACUGAGAUAUGCUGAGGAAGAACUUGAACAGAUUCGAGCGGCGCUGAAGAAAGCGGAGCAGGACAUGCAGGCUAGCUGGUCAGUGCCGGAGUCUCUGCAGCUGUGGCUGCAACUCACACAUGAGGUGGAGAUGCAGUACUACAACGUCAAAAAGCAGAGUGCCGAACAGCAGCUGGCCACUGCCAAGGAUGAGGCAGAGAGAAUUAAGAAGAAGAGAAGUUCUGUUCUUGGUACCCUCCAAGUGGCACACAGUUCCUCUUUAGAUCAAGUGGACCACAAGAUCUUACAGGCCAAAAAUGCCCUAGCAGAGGUGACCGCAUGUUUGCAAGAACGCCUGCACAGGUGGCAGCAGAUCGAGUUGUUGUGUGGAUUUUCCAUAAUGUACAACACUGGACUACACAGCCUCACGACCACUUUGUACCCCGACCCCAACUGGAUGGUCUUGUCAAGAGCCACCAUGUCCUCCUACCAAAUGCCUGUAGGCAUAGAUGACAUGCAGGAUGGAAUGCCUUCCAUGAUGCCACAGAAAAUUCCUGUUUCUCCGCUCAAGCUUUCUCCUCGACCGCUGGUCCGUUCUCGUCGAACCGGUCAUAUCGUCCAGCCACCUGUGAUUCUGUCACCUGAUCCUGAUCUUCUAAUCCCGAUACGGCCUCCGCUCCAUCGGUAUGGUGAGGAAGAAGGGGAAGAAAUCAUUCUCCCUGCUACUGUGAAACAAGAGUGUCAAGAGGCAGUCUCCGAUCCUGAUCCCGUUGGACCGCCUGUUGGAAUAAAGUACACCAGCCCUGGAUUGGAUACUUCACCUCGAAGACUAUACCGAGACAACUUGGACCUUUUCUCUGAUAGUGUCACAAGUAAGGUUCCACAUGAUGGACAAGAGAACAGUCCCUUGCAGAAGAUAUCACGAGAGGAACUUGGGUAUUCUCUAUGGGGUGAUACUAGAAAGGUGUCACAUGAAGAACUCGAAACCCAAGUCAGAAAGAUAUCCAGAGAGGAACCUGAGGUGUCUGCAGAAGCUUUGGGGAGUCCAAUGUGUACAAAGGAACCUGAGGUUCCUGUUGAUUUCAAGAAGAUUCCAAGGAGUUUACCAGUAGAUGCUAGUUAUUCUUCUAUUAGACUGUCCACCUGGGAGAAAUUGGAUUCUCCCAUGGAUCCUUACUUUGGAAUAACAUACAUGGAUGAUGCUGAGGUAAAUGUGGGCAGUCUGCGACGAAAGAUGUUUAAGGAAAGGAAGGAUCCCUCAGGAGAAAGCCUGUCAAAGAUUAUACCAAAAGAUGAAUAUGUGACUGAUAUCCAAAGUGGAGAUCAAGAUUUUUAUGUCGAGAUGGACAUUGCUCAAAGAUUAAUGCAUAGAAAGGAAACUCAAAAGGAACAUACCCUGUUAAAGGACAAACCCUUAGACUCGGCUUCCACAAGUCCUUUCAGAGAUGAGCAUGAUGACUCCUUCUCAGUGGAUGGACAAAGAGUGAAGAAGGUAAGAGAUCCUAAAGAGUUGCCCAAAGAACGAUUUUACAGAAAGGUGCUCAGAGAUGAACUAGUUCUGUCCAUGGACAAGGGAAAGCUGUUUGCAGGUGGUUCCAUAGAUAGCACUUUUAGGAAAAAGGCACAUGAUGAAUUGGAUGUUUCAACAGGAAACCAACGAGGAAUGUCUUUAAGAGAGAGAAGGGACAAUGCUGUUUCCAGGAAGCUCUCUAGAGAUGAGCAUGAUGUUGUCACAGAGCGACAAAAACUGUCUGUCCAGAAAGAUGUGUUGGACAUGCCUGUGGAGACUGUCAGGCCAAAGAUCUCCAGAGAUGAGUUUGUUGUUCCAGACCCAGGUCCCUUCAGCCAACCUGACCUUACAAUCGAUUCCCUAAUGCUCUGGGCUCCCCCAUCAGACCCCCUUAGCCACCUAGUGUAUGAUGGUAUUUUAGAGAAGUCUUAUCAGAACCCUCUAAAUGUGGCCAGUACUGGAGAUCUCAACCAUCCUGCCUCACUGCCCUCAGUGUCCACCUCCUCCCAAAGCCUUGUGAGCAGUGAUGGUGCUAGUAGCAGUUCUACUCAAUCUGGAACUCUCUCACAGGCAGAAUCCCAUAGUGGAGGCAAAGGCAAGAAAUCCUUAAGGCUCAAGAAUCUGUUCAAGAAAAAGAAAGAUAAGGAGAAAGAUAAAGACUCAAAACGAGAACAUCCACAAGGGGGUUUGCAGAAGCUGUGAGUUUGAGUCAUUACAACAACUUUUUGUGUCACAUGCCCCACCCACUUUGUGGUUCCAAAGUCUUCAUAUUUACAAGCAGUGGCAUAACAAUUAGGGUUUUUGUUUUAUAUUCAUAGACUGAUAGUUAAAAUGACUAAAAUGGCGGAGUUUCGUCAUCCUGUUGAUCUACGUACAGUGGCGUAUAGAUGAUUUAAUAAGUAAUGGCUGUAAGAAGAAGUCUGUUUGUUUUAGUGACUACUUUAUUGCACUAUUUUAGUUGAGUUCCACCAUCAAAGAUGUGAUUAUUGUUAUAAGACAGGAAGUGUGUGAAGUUGUUUACUUAAAUACAGUAUGACUUAUGAAACGUAAUAAAGUCUUAAACGUUGCAAAAGUAUUGGUACGUAAAAAUCCACUUUAGGGAUACGAACAGGACUAUUAAAGGACCUUGUUUAGAACCCGUAAUGGCGCUUUGUGUGUUUCUCUGGUGGAAACCUUAAUGGUUCUAUGUAGAACCCUACUACAAAAUUGACUCCAUGAAGAACUACCAAGAAGCUAAAUGCUAAACUCCUGGCAGGUUCUGGCUAUUAAGAAGAAAAUAACCGGCAAUACAUUGGAGUUUGUACCACUGGAGUUUGUACCAGGUGAUACACACACAAAGGUUCUUCAAAGGUUCUUUAAUGGUUCAAUGGAAGAUGAAUGGUUAUUAGCCUUUGGAAAGGACUCUGUUUUAGGGUUCUACGUAGAACUUCUAAGGAUUCCUACAGAGCAACAACCCUUAAGUGUUCAAAUUGUUUUCUAAAGAGUGUACCAUCUAAGUGUUUAUUUCUAUUUCAACAGUUUAUUAAAUUAAAAUGUCAGGUGACUAAUGGAUCUGCACUGUGCAGUGUGUUUACAACGGGACAAAAGUUCAUUUGUGUGGUGUUUAACGGUUUAUUUAUUGAUUUAUUUGUGCUUUCUGUUGGUCUCUUUCACAAGUAGAACUAGAAGGAAGUUUGUUGGGUUUCUCUACAACAAUGCGCAACGCCAUUUUAACUGUCUGAGACUUGCUGAACGAGUCGUACAAAUUCAACCAAAUGUGAUUUUAUUCAUUUCAUUUUCUUUUUGAUUGUUAUAAGUGUACUUUUGAAUAUUUAAUUAUAAUUUUUUUAAAAAAAGUAAAA
Messenger RNA from Ictalurus punctatus (channel catfish), 5230 nucleotides. RefSeq names its product tromal interaction molecule 2a (gene stim2a). Bases 1005 to 4091 code for a protein of 1028 amino acids. The record is from RefSeq and is a predicted model, not a curated record. The transcript is spliced from 12 exons. Gene Ontology annotation, cellular component: plasma membrane; endoplasmic reticulum. Gene Ontology annotation, biological process: intracellular calcium ion homeostasis; activation of store-operated calcium channel activity; store-operated calcium entry. NCBI's taxonomy places the organism in Eukaryota, Metazoa, Chordata, Actinopteri, Siluriformes, Ictaluridae. Gene Ontology annotation, molecular function: calcium ion binding; calcium channel regulator activity; protein binding.